AUGCGACGUACUUCAAAUACCAAGCUUGACUCGAAACGAAAACAACCCAAACGAACGCCUAUUCAUAGUGCUGCUACUCCUUCUGAAUAUUUUCACCGAAAUCUCGUCGAUGCUGUCUCCAAUGUCGAAGAUUCUGAUGAAAAUGAAUAUUAUGUUUAUCCUUAUAGUGGAAGUGAACACAAUGGGAAUACGUCUGAUCACUAUUAUCGUCCUUCUGCGCCUAGGUCACUUCGAUCCAAAAAAUCCAAUACUGGACCUCAAUUACUAAGGUCUUCUCUAUCUUCUCAUGAACUCAAACAAUCAACAACACAACCACAUCGACCAAAAUUAAGAAGUUAUGUAAUGGAUCCUCAUUCAGCCAAGAAGGAAUAUGGAGCCACAAAACAUGAUGGACAAUGGCGAUCUUCACGACGGAAUCAAUCAAAACGAUAUCUUCCCACUUAUCAACAAGCUACUGAUGGAUAUGCAAGUGAUGAUGAAGAAGAUUCACUUAUCUGGCAUGAAGGUCGACGAAAACAAAAACGUCAAGGAUGUGCUCAUAUUUUAUGGACUAUAUGUGGAUCUAUUCUUCUUUUUAUUUUGAUAUGUUUUUUAGUCAUUAUUUAUGGUGGAGCCAAGCCUUUACAAGAUGUGACUAUUAGCAUGGGCCGUGUGCUAGCUUCUGACAAGGAAUUGAUCUUUGAUUUGCAUGUGACAGCAUACAACCCAAAUGGAUGGACAGUAAAUGUUGCUGAAGCUGAUAUUAGUGUAUUUGCAUUCUCUCGUGCAGAUCCAGCAGAAUACCUGGGAAGCUUUUAUCAUUUUGAUGAACCGCUGGCGUUUUCGUCCUCUAUAUUAUCUUCUCAACCAACACAAGCUGUUAGUCAAAUUCGUAUCAAAUCACCUGGAGGUGAUCAAGGUGGAAAUGAACGAUGGUCUCGUAUUAUUCGAUAUUCAUAUGGCUUAUUGGCAAGAGGUGUCCUAUCUUAUCAUUCUUUGGGUCUACCUGGUGUACACUCACAAACAGUUGCUAUCUGCAAUGUUGCCAAAGUUGAUCCUAUUACUGGUAUUGUCUCGGGAGACCCUGAUCAAGGUUAUUGUUCCAUCACCACCUAA
This is a messenger RNA of Halteromyces radiatus, 1095 nucleotides long. RefSeq lists its product as uncharacterized. Gene Ontology annotation, biological process: positive regulation of phosphatidylinositol biosynthetic process; protein localization to vacuolar membrane; vacuole inheritance. The coding region runs from base 1 to 1095 and encodes 364 amino acids. Gene Ontology annotation, cellular component: PAS complex; fungal-type vacuole membrane. The record is from RefSeq and is a predicted model, not a curated record. The transcript has 4 exons. Lineage: Eukaryota; Fungi; Mucoromycota; Mucoromycetes; Mucorales; Cunninghamellaceae.